AUGGAUGAGCUAGAGGCCAAACUUCAGUCCCUUGUUACUGACGCCAAACAAAAGCUAGAUGAUGCCAACGAGAAAAGGGACGUGGCCUUGGCCAAGCUGGAGAGUUUGGAAGAAGAACUUCUAAAGUUAAAAAACGAGAUCGCGAGUCUCAAGGAGCGGGCGGACUUAUCUGACAAAAAAUUGUCCGAGGAAGCUAGGGAAGCGGAGAGGCGUUUCGCUGAGGGGAAGACUGAGGGGAAGAGGGAAGCUGAGGUAGAAGCCGAAUUUGCUUUCGACGCCAGGCGCGCCGAGGUUAUUGAGGAGUUCAAGACCUCCCAGGAGCUUAUUGACAUCCACACCAGAGACUUUCAAUCUGCGGGUCAACAAAUUGUCAACCUGAUCAAGAAAGAACGUCAUGAGUGGGAUUUAGACUUUCUUUAUAACUCCCCCCCUGCGGGCAACGAUAAUAUUUCUCCGCCUGGUGACGGCGAAGACUCGGGAGCUGCUGCCGGCGAGGCCUGA
Messenger RNA from Morus notabilis, 501 nucleotides. RefSeq lists its product as uncharacterized. Lineage: Eukaryota; Viridiplantae; Streptophyta; Magnoliopsida; Rosales; Moraceae. The coding region runs from base 1 to 501 and encodes 166 amino acids. The record is from RefSeq and is a predicted model, not a curated record. The transcript has a single exon.